Tachyglossus aculeatus (Australian echidna) is the source of this 1620-nucleotide messenger RNA. It is a transcript of the gene MMAA, whose product is annotated as metabolism of cobalamin associated A. The transcript has 7 exons. The coding region runs from base 284 to 1546 and encodes 420 amino acids. Gene Ontology annotation, molecular function: GTPase activity; GTP binding. Lineage: Eukaryota; Metazoa; Chordata; Mammalia; Monotremata; Tachyglossidae. Gene Ontology annotation, cellular component: cytoplasm. The record is from RefSeq and is a predicted model, not a curated record.
AGCAGGUGGGAAAGACGAAGCCUUUGGGCUGGGGGAGCGUUCCCCUGGGAAAGGCCUUGAGUGAAGGCCUGGAGUGACUAGUUUUAGGAUUGCUGGCACAGGCCCCCGGCUCUUGCCCAGGCUCCAGCCCAGCCAGGAAAGACACCGCCAACCUCCAAAUGUGAACAGCCGCUGGCAGAGCUCAAAUUCCAGCAACUCAGGAAGGAAAAUCAGACCAUCGGAAACGGGGAGAUCCCAAUUCAACUUGAACCGAAGCUUCACAAAUUUAUACCUUUCAAGUAAAAUGAGCAUGGCAAUGCUGCUACAAUUUCCUCAUCAACGUUUUCUUCGAGGCCUCUUGAAACCAUCCUUCCAGAGCUCCUACUUCAUCUUUCAUUCAAGUACUCGUACUGCAUCAGGAUUCUCAUAUGGUCGACCAUUUAAUUCUCUUCAACAGUACUGUACAAAGUGGAUGCUGCUGUCAAAGGAUUUUAAGAGAAAGCUAUGCGUUCAGACAACCUUCAAGCAACACACAGAGGGACUUUCUGACAAAGAAAGAAGAUUUGUAGAUAAACUUUACACUGGUUUAAUCCAAGGGCAAAGAGCCUGCUUAGCAGAGGCCAUUACCCUCAUAGAAUCAGCUCACAGCAGGAAAAAAGAGAUAGCCCAAGUACUUCUUCAGAAGGUAUUAUCUUACCACAGAGAGCAACAGCAAUUAAAUAGAGGAAAACCACUAGCAUUUAGAGUGGGAUUGUCUGGGCCCCCUGGAGCUGGAAAGUCCACAUUUAUAGAAUGUUUUGGGAAGAUGCUUACUGAGCAAGGACAUAAAGUGGCUGUGCUGGCUGUCGACCCAUCGUCUUGCACAAGUGGUGGUUCACUUUUGGGGGAUAAAACACGGAUGACUGAGUUAUCAAGAGACAUGAAUGCUUAUAUCAGACCAUCACCUACCAGUGGGACUUUAGGGGGUGUGACAAGGACCACAAAUGAAGCUAUUCUGUUAUGUGAAGGAGGAGGAUACAACAUUCUUCUUAUUGAGACUGUAGGUGUGGGACAGUCAGAAUUUGCUGUUGCAGACAUGGUUGACUUGUUUGUUUUAUUACUACCACCAGCUGGAGGAGAUGAACUGCAGGGUAUCAAGCGGGGUAUAAUUGAGAUGGCAGAUCUAGUCAUCGUAACGAAAGCUGAUGGGGAUUUGAUCGUGCCAGCUCGAAGGAUACAAGCAGAGUAUGUGAGUGCCCUGAAAUUACUCCGCAAGCGCUCCAAGGUCUGGAGCCCAAAGGUAAUGCGCAUCUCAGCCAAAACUGGAGAGGGCAUCACUGAAAUUUGGGACAAGAUGAGAGAAUUCCAGGACCUCCUGCUUGCCAGUGGGGAGCUGAUUGCCAAACGGCAGAAGCAGCAGAAAGUUUGGAUGUGGAAUCUAAUCCAGGAAAGUGUGCUAGAACAUUUCCGGAGUCGUCCCACCGUGAGAGACCAGAUUCCUCUUCUGGAAGAAAAAGUCCUCUGUGGGGCCCUGUCUCCAGGACUAGCUGCUGACUUAUUAUUGAAAGCAUUUAAAAGCAGAGAUUAAUGUGAUUUAUUUUGCCAGUAUUCCUCUGUGUUUGCACAAAGUAUUUUAAUAUUAAAAACCACAACAUAUCUGAA